This is a messenger RNA of Phymastichus coffea, 1812 nucleotides long. RefSeq lists its product as uncharacterized. Gene Ontology annotation, molecular function: serine-type endopeptidase activity. NCBI's taxonomy places the organism in Eukaryota, Metazoa, Arthropoda, Insecta, Hymenoptera, Eulophidae. The transcript has 8 exons. The record is from RefSeq and is a predicted model, not a curated record. The coding region runs from base 106 to 1812 and encodes 568 amino acids. Gene Ontology annotation, biological process: proteolysis.
GCCGCUGCUGCUGCUGCUGCUGCUGCUGCUGCUGCUGCUGAUGCUGCUGCUGCCGCUGAUCCGAUUGCCUUCAGCUCGCUAAAGGAAAUAGGUUCAAGGUCGACGAUGCUGCUCGGAAAUGCCUCCGUCGAUGCCAAACGUGAUUUCCAUUUUACCAUUUACAAAGUAGCAGCGAGUCUUUUCGCGGCCAACGAAUCGUUAAGGAAGGAAAAAUCGACGGCGGAAAGGAAGAUCCAUAGGUUGAAUGGCAAUCGUAAUUCAAGAAUCAAGAGAUCCGACGGCCACUUAUGGAUCAAGAGUGAGAUUGACGGGACCGAUGAUUUCUUGGAAAUGCAUGCCUUCGUCGUGAGAGAUGAAGAUAUACCCGAAUGCGACACGCCCGCCGACAAGGUUGCAAAAGGCAGGUACUUUAUGUGCAGCGGAGUUAUCCUCGAUGAACGUCACGUACUAACGUCGGCAACGUGCAUGAAUCAAGCGCACAUUCACAAAUAUCACACCGAGGCAUAUCUCGCUGUGCUGAUCGGGGCAUUAGGCGUGGAAAACAGUUACGUUAUCAAGAUUGCCCACUAUGAAAUACAUCCACGCUACGUGCCCGAUCCUAAUUCUAUUCGCCAUGCCACCAACAAUAUUGCUGUUUUAAGACUUUCUUGCCCCAUUCCUCGUAAAUACGUUGUUGUGCCGAAACUACCGUCCAAAAGAUUUCAAGAUAUUGCCCAUUUGUGCUGUCCUGGCAGAUGUAAAUUAUCGACGGUUAUAAAAAAUUCUGAGAAUCAACGUAUUAUACGACUUAUAACGUUGAAACAUUUGCCAUCGGCAAUGCAUAUUGAUAUUAAGCGCUCAAACGUUAAAACCGAUGAAAAGAGCUUGAUAAAGCUAAAUCUGCCGCGGAUUGGUAAAACUGAACAAGACAAUACCAACAAAUUCGUUCCACUGGCAAGUCUAGGUGGCAGAAGUGUACGGCAGUCGAUUUAUGGUCUGAAAGCUACAAAUUUUACGGAUUCUUCAAGGAACUCUAAAAGUAUAGCUUACUCUUCGCAAAAAGUCUACGAAGUUAUAGAUUGGCACGAAGUGAAAACUGAAAUUGAUGAGGCGAAAGUUUCACGAAAAAAUCAAAAGUUAUUGUCUGACUUUGUGCAAGCUUCCAUGAGCGAAGUACUGACGAAGCUUUUAGAAGUUAUGACGAACCAUAUAACGGAUAUGAAUAAGGUAUUGAACUCUUUCGCAAGUGUCCUCCAGGAAAAUGUAUUGCAUGGCGAAAAUUCGUAUGAAAAGAUAUCAGAUUUUAUUGGUAAAAAUAUAUUGAAGUUCGCUUUGGAGAAGAUGUCAAUAAUUGGCAAUAAUUGUACAGAAAAGUGUCGCGAAACUGCAACUUCAGACAAUUUGAAUGUUGAAAAUCAUGUUGGUAAUAAAAAGGCUGAAAAUAAUAAAGCAGGGCAGGAUGGGCUACAUACCAGCUCUACUGCGGAAGCAGUGAAGGAUAAUAAAACUGAAAUGAGCAAGAAAGGGGAGAACAAAAUGAAAAUAAACGAGAUUGGGGAGGACAGCGAAAAGUCAGUGGAUUUACUGCACGAGGAUAAAUACAGAGUUUUAAGCGACAACGCGUAUUGUCCUCCGUUAGGCUCGCCAGUGGUCGUCAAUAAAACUUUGGUGGCACUGAUAGCGUACACCUGCCACGACGUGCAAAAUUGGGUGGAAUGGAAAUACGUGAACGUCAAUCGCAACGUUCGAUGGAUACGCAAAGAGCUAAGGAGAAAUCUGACCGAGGAACUUAAUCUUUCUAAUACAAAGGACAAGAAAUGUCCAAGCACUUAA